Molecule: messenger RNA, 1592 nt
Organism: Lotus japonicus
Lineage: Eukaryota; Viridiplantae; Streptophyta; Magnoliopsida; Fabales; Fabaceae
Product: tyrosine-protein phosphatase DSP1-like
Exons: 5
Coding region: 335-1009 (224 amino acids)
Biological process (GO): protein dephosphorylation
Cellular component (GO): cytoplasm
Molecular function (GO): phosphatase activity
Source: RefSeq, a predicted model, not a curated record
UUUCAUCAUCUCCACUCCACCAUCAUCAAACACCCCUUUUAACUGCAAUUCUCCCCCCUUAACAAAGUAACAACCACUCUUUACUUUCAAGUUUCAACCACAAUCUUCAAAGGGUAGUAGUAGUAGUAGUCAUAUAGAGGACACCACACCCUUAAGCACAAGAACUCAAGGGAAAAGGAAUAUCCUCUUUGAUCCCAACUCCUUCCCCUUUACCCUUUACCCUUUCCCCUAUUUAUUUAUACACAAACACAAACACACACAAUAUACUCCAAAAAUUUCCCUAUUCCUCUUUCUCUCUCUCUCUUUGAUCCCUCAAAAAGUUUCAAACUUUGAUAUGCAAGUAGCAUCAGAAGUUCAUCAGCACCACCAGCAAAGGCAAAACAAGGAUACCCAGAUGUGUAAAAAGAUCCAACUCACCAUCUCCUCCGACCAGAAACUCUCUCACACCGCCGCCGCCGUUGAAAACGGCGGUUUCAACGGCGGCGGCGGCGGCUGUGAAGGCAGUGAGGAUGAUCUCUUCGUCCCUCCCCUCAAUUUCGCCAUGGUUGAUAACGGCAUUUUCCGUUCUGGUUUCCCUGAACCUGCCAACUUCUCCUUCCUCCAAACCCUUGGCCUUCGCUCCAUCAUAUAUUUGUGUCCUGAGCCAUAUCCAGAGGCUAACAUGGAGUUUCUCAAGUCAAAUGGGAUCAAGCUUUAUCACUUUGGGAUUGAGGGUCAUAAGGAGCCUUUUGUAAACAUCCCAGAGGACACAAUCCGUGAAGCACUAAAAGUUCUCCUUGAUGUCAGGAACCACCCGGUUAUAAUACACUGUAAGCGAGGAAAGCACCGAACGGGUUGUUUAGUAGGAUGCUAUAGAAAAUUGCAAAAGUGGUGCUUGACAUCAGUCUUUGACGAGUACCAGCGCUUUGCGGCUGCGAAAGCAAGAGUUUCAGAUCAGAGGUUUGUUGAGUUAUUUGAUACUUCAAGCAUGAAGCAAUUGCCCUUAUCAUUUUCAUGUUUGAAGAGGUAACAACAGACCAAGUUGUGAUUAGUUGGGGCUUUCUUUACUUUGUGAAAGUGAAACCAACCCAGGUUCUUCUACAUUGGAAUAAAUAGGAAAAGGUGAUGAACUCCUGCAAUGUGUUUCAGCCGCGGCAAAGGAAUUCUUCUUCUUCUUCUCCCAUUUUAGAAUAAGAUAAGAAAAUUCCCCAGCAUGUUAGUGCAUGUUUGGUUACAUAGUAGAUUUUCACGUUGGAAGGUGAAUUGGUUCUGGGUGAAGCUACUCAUAGUAGUUUUUGUGGUAGCAGAAUUAAUUCUGGAAGAUCUGAACAUGAAUCCAAACAUGCUAUAGUGUUAUACCCCCCACCUUUUGGUCUAUUUUCUUUCCCUUUGUUUUAUGUUUUCUUUGCUACUCCUCCAUUCAUCAGCAGUGAGUGUAGGAUAAGUCUUGAUUUUUUUCUCGAGGCUUAGAGAAAUUCAAGAUAGGCAUUGUUUGUCUACCCAAAAAUCUUUGGUGGGUAGUCGAGCAGAGAAACAUAUAAAUCUUAUUAUUUACUAGAUUGAUAUUGUUUUCCUUAUUUUGUCUUGAUAAAAGUCCAGUUUCAAUGAGACUA